CGCUCUCUCGCGUACGUCACGCCCUCAAGCUUCUCUCCCCGCAUGUUCGAUCGGCGACUGAACACCAAGUCGCGUUGCGUCUGAACUUAGAAGUCACCGCGUAGCGGUUUUUCUUACAUGUUAGUGCUCAAUUGCGAGGCGGCUCGGAACAGGACGGAGCAAUCUACGGUAGAAUAGCGCGGCACGAAUCUUGCCGCGCGAAUUUCGCUGUUUUCGUUAUCGGGCAGCUACUAGCGUCUGGCUUAAGAGUAAUUCUGUCCCAGACCAGUCUUAAAAAGCAAGAAAUUUAGGAGGGGCAAUCACCUAUCCAGAACCGAUGGACCAAUCACAGUCGCCAGUGUCCUUGCAGCAGCAUGUAAGGACAGCCUCCGCCGCCCACCAAAUGGCCGCCCAGCAGUCGCUACCUCCACAAUCCGCCGCCCAGCAGCCCCUUCCGCCUCAGUCUGCUGCCCAGCAACCACUGCCGACCCAUUCUGCCGCCCAGCCGCUCUUUGAUCCGCGAGUUUGGCCGGGUUUCGAGCGAUUCAACCAGGUGCAAGGCAUUCUGGACCAGAACCGGCUGCUGAUCCACGAGAUCAAGGCGAACCACGAGGCGAGACUACCCGAUGGGCUCAUGCGCAACGUGACCCUCAUUCGCCAGCUCAACUCCAAUGUCACCAAGGUAGUGGACCUGUAUGCGGAAAUCUCCCAAACGUUCGUUAGGUCCUUCGGCAACCCUAAUUUUCCCCGCCCCUCAGCCAGCGGUGCUGUGCCUGAAGCUGCUGCUGGGGGGGCAGAAGGUGCCGACAUCGACGGCUAGAUGUGGAAGAAGUCUGCAAGCUGUGCGUGGAGUGUGGUGUGGAGCUCCCUCCGACAUCCGUCGGGUCCUUGGGAAACCCUAACACAGCCCGCCCCUCAGCCGCCACUGCUGGGCCGGAUGCUACUGCUGGGGGGCUGCAGGCGCCGACAGUGACGUGUAGUCUGGUAAAGGAAAACAGUAAGCGGAGCUCCCUUGGGCGUUUGUCAUGUGCUUUACCAGCAGCCCCUCAGCUGCUGCUGGGGCUGAUGCUGCUGCUGGAGGGGCUGCAGGUGCUGGCAGGGACAGGUAGACUUGAAAGGGAGAUCUGAGGGGCGGGGGGGACAGUAGAGGGAGGGGAGGAGGGAGAAAGCAAAGGGCUAAUGGGGUCGGUGUCAGUGCCUGAUGCUGCCGGAGGAGCUGCAGGUGCCUGUAGUAGCAAAUGCUGGACUUCUAACGGAGAUUUGUCGCCGGGGUCUCCUCAGCCGCCCCUCGCCUGCUGCUGCCAUGCCGGAUGCUGCUAUUGGAGGGCCUACAUCAGUGAUGGGUGCGUUGGUAAGGUAGACUUCGCUGUGCCUGCUGCUGCUGGAGGAGCUGCAGGUGCAGGGUGAGGUGCCGACAGUGACGGCUGGGUUCAUGAGGGGUUCUGUGCGCCCCAAUCCCCCGGAGAUUCUUCAGAUCCUUUGCCAGGCUGGCGCUCUAUUGCUGCUGCAGCUGCUGUAGCAGGAGGGGCCGCAGGUGGGGGUGAAGGUGGCGACAGUGACGGCUAGGAGGGGCUGUAUGCGGAAUGCUGUUAGACAUGCCUCGAAUUCUUUUGAAUCCCACGAUGCAGCCGGCCCCUCUGUUGGUGCAGCUGCUGCUGUGCUGUGAGUGAUGCUGCUGCAGGAGGGAGAGGGGGGUGGAGGUGCAAGGAGUGAUGGCUAGAUUGGUAAGGGGAAUCUGUGUGCCGGUAUUUCUCCGGGAUGUUCACAUCACAUCUUUAGCCGGCCUGCCCUGCUUCUGCUGCUGCUGCUGUGCGCGCUGCUUCUGAAGGGGCUGCUGCAGGUGGGGUGGAUGGUUGUGCCGACAGUGACGGUGACAUGGCAGAUGGCACGAUUGGAUGAAAUAGCUGGGCUGGACAAGCUUGGCACUGCUGGAAAAGACACGAAUAGGGCACAGCUGCUGGACACUGAAGCAUGGGCCAGUAAGGAGACAGCCACACUUGGAAGGCAUCCUUGUUUGUGUGAGCUGGAUUCAAAAAAUUAUGGGAGGGUGGUUAAAGAUGUGUAAUCGUCGGUCAACACAAGCAUAAAGCUAAUUUUCAUGCAAUUAUGGUAGCUAGUAUAGGACACUGCUAAUUGUGCACUA
Molecule: messenger RNA, 2122 nt
Organism: Closterium sp. NIES-67
Lineage: Eukaryota; Viridiplantae; Streptophyta; Zygnematophyceae; Desmidiales; Closteriaceae
Source: the annotation of a GenBank genome assembly